AUGGUGCCGGUUCGUAAACCUAAUGGUCGCGUACGGAUCUGCGUAGACCUAAAGAAGCUGAACGGCAACGUGAAGCGCGAGCACUUCCCUCUUCCGACAGUUGAGGACACACUGGCUAGGCUCGCCGGAUCUACUGUCUUUUCCACGCUUGUUGCCAACAGCGGCUUCUGGCAAGUGCCUCUCACGGAGUCUGCAUCCAAGCUGACCACGCUCCUCACGCCUGUGGGUCGUUUCCGAUUCCUCCGGAUGCCAUUCGGUAUAACCUCUGCACCGGAAAUCUUCCAGCGACGCCUGCAGGAUUUCCUGUCCUACGUCAAAGGUUCUGAGGUAUUCAUGGACGACGUUCUGGUCCACGCCGCUAACGAAGCUGAACACGACCACCGGCUGGACACAACGCGCCAGGUCCUUGCCGACGCAGGCAUCACUCUAAACCCCGACAAAUGCCACCUCAAGCAGUCGUCAGUCAAGUACCUGGGACACAUCGUCAGCGGGUCCGGUGUGAAACCCGACCCCAGCAAAGUCUCCGCCAUUGACGACCUCAAGGAGCCUACGAAUAUUCCCGAGCUCCGCCGUGCCUUAGGUCUGUUCACAUACGUCGCCAGAUUCAUCCCAGAAUUGGCUACGAUCUCAGUGCCCCUCCGUCAGCUCCUGCACACCGACACUGAUUGGUUCUGGGACUCCCCGCAGCAGGACGCGUUCUGUCGGCUGAAAGAGCUCGUCGUUUCAGCCCCGUGCUUAGUGCACUAUGACCCCAAGCGUCCCAUCAUGGUCAGUGCCGAUGCCAGCAGCUAUGGCAUUGGUGGUGUUCUGCUCCAGAAGCACGAUGGCGACUGGCGCCCAGUGGCCUACGCCUCCCGUUCCCUGACCAAGACGGAACAAGGCUACGCGCAGAUCGAAAAGGAAUGCCUCGCAGCGGUGUGGACGUGCGAGAGGUUAGACCAGUACCUCUUCGGCGCUCCCAGGUUCAUCGUGCAGACGGACCACAAGCCGCUAGUGCCACUGAUCAACACCAGAGACCUGGACAAGGUUCCCAUCCGAUGCCAACGAAUGCUGCUACGCUUCCUCCGGUACGAAGUCCAUGCCAUACACGUUCCCGGCAAGGAUCUGGUGGUGGCUGACACGCUUUCACGAGCGCCAGCAUCGGCAUCAGUUGACAACGUUCUGCAAGACGACAUCGGCAUGGUUUUAUCAACCACUGCCGAAUAUCUCAUGAGUCCAUCCGUUCUCGCCGACCUAGCCAAGGCUACGUCUGAAAAUCCCGUGUUAUCCAGUGUGAUGCACUACGUCAUCCAUGGCUGGCCUGCUACCGUCCCUGACGACAUCAAGCCGUUCCAUCGUGAGCGAGGCCAGUUGUCUCACAUGCAAGGUGUCUUGUGCCACGGCUUUCGCCUGGUUGUUCCGUCCGUGCUACAGCCUAAGAUCCUCCAGACGCUGCACGAUGGUCACCAAGGUGUCACGAAGAGGAAAGCCCGUGCCCGCUUCUCGUCGUGGUGGCCAGGUAUCUCUGCCGACAUCGAGGCAUAUGUCGCCAAGUGCACUACCUGUAUCAAGCAGCGUCAUCAGUCUCCAGAGCGUCUUCAGACAACUCCGUUCCCCGAGCGCCCGUGGCAGCGUAUCGCAUCGGAUCUCUGUGAUGUCGACGGCCGCCAGUACCUGAUUACCGUCGACUAUUUCUCCCGUUACAUUGAUGUCGCUUGUCUCUCAGCGACUACGUCACGGGCCGUCAUUACUCAUCUGAAGAGCAUAUUUGCUGUCCACGGCUAUCCGGACAUCUUCGUCAGCGAUAACGGGCCACAGUUCGCUUCCGACGCCUUUGCACGGUUGAUGUCGUCGUGCAACAUCAUGCAUCGGACCAGCAGCCCGAAGCAUCCUCAAAGCAACGGUGAAGCAGAAAGCGCCGUGCAGACUGCCAAACGACUCAUCCGUGCGCCAGGUGAUCUACAGCAGUCCCUCUUAGCCUAUCGCUCCACACCCCUGGCCAACGGCUAUUCGCCCGCCGAACUCUUGUACGGCCACAGGCUCCACACCAAUCUUCCGUGCUCACCUGAUCUCCUGCAACCCUCCUGGCCAGACAUCUCCACUCUCCGGGCCAAGAAGCAGGAGGCUAAGCAUCGGCAAGAAGAUCACUUCGAUCAACGUUUCGCAGCCAAGUCGCUCUCCCCUCUGCCACUGGGAGCGAAAGUGUGGGUCGACGACAAGCGCGAGGGUACAGUGGUUGAGCAACUCACCGAUCGCUCCUACAACAUCGCCACCUCAUCCGGUCUUCUGCGCCGAAACUGUCGUGCAGUGAAGUUGCUCCAGCCAGUGACUCCUCCCGGACCGGUGACAGCAGUACCACCGGCCGCGCUAGUCCCGCAACAACAGCCUGUGCCUAUGGCACAGCCAACUCUGCGUGCUCGCAACAACAUCCAGCCACCGCAGAGAUUGAUCGCUACCAUGUAA
Sycon ciliatum is the source of this 2442-nucleotide messenger RNA. RefSeq lists its product as uncharacterized. The coding region runs from base 1 to 2442 and encodes 813 amino acids. Gene Ontology annotation, biological process: DNA integration. Gene Ontology annotation, molecular function: nucleic acid binding. The record is from RefSeq and is a predicted model, not a curated record. NCBI's taxonomy places the organism in Eukaryota, Metazoa, Porifera, Calcarea, Leucosolenida, Sycettidae. The transcript has a single exon.